UAGACUUACUUGCACUCUGUGCUAGAUGGCCAUAUUGCAACUCACAAGGCAUAUUAAAUGAGGAAGCAGGGCAGUUAGUUCAGGUGGAUAACAGCACUGGUAGCUCUCCUCGACAAAUGACAUGAAUCUGUAUAUCUCUGCUGCUCAGCUGUGGGAGGAACUGAAGUCGAAUGAUCUUGCCAAAUAUGGAGCAGUUACUGCGGCCACAGCUAUUAGUUUGGUUUUGUUGAGAAAAUGGGUUGCGGGAGGAGUAUGCUACAGUCGCGUGAGACUGGAUGGGAGGACGGUGGUCAUCACUGGUGCCAACACUGGCAUUGGAAAAGAAACAGCACGGGACAUGGCUAAGAGAGGAGCACGAGUUGUGAUGGCAUGUCGAGACCUCACCAGGGCAGAGAAGGCUGCAGCACAGAUACGCCACUCCACAGGAAACGGCAACGUGGUGGUGCGGCACUUAGACUUGGCCUCUCUUUUCUCAGUUCGACAGUUUGUACAUGAAUACAUUGCCACAGAAGACCGACUGGACAUACUCAUCAACAAUGCUGGAGUGAUGAUGUGCCCCCACAGUCUCACAGAAGAUGGGUAUGAAACUCAGUUUGCUGUCAAUCAUUUGGGCCAUUUCCUACUGACUGUUUUGCUCCUCGAGAUGCUGAAGAAAUCUGCUCCUAGCCGUAUUGUCAAUGUGUGCAGCAUUGCUCACAAAGGAGGAAAGAUCCACUUUGAUGACCUCAGCUUCAACAAAACACCGUAUGAUUCUUUGGUCAGCUACAGGCAGAGCAAACUUGCCAACCUGCUCUUCACACGAGAGCUCUCACGGCGGAUCAAAGGUUCUGGAGUGACAGCAUAUGCCCUGCACCCUGGAGUGAUCCGCACUGAGCUGGGACGCUAUGUAGAGAUGCGUCACCCUAUAGUCAGUGCCCUGCUGUCUGCUCCUGCCCUCCUCCUGAUGAAGACCCCCAAGCAGGGAGCUCAGACCUCCAUCUACUGUGCCAUCACUGAGGGGCUGGAAAAUCACAGUGGUUGCUACUUUAGUGACUGCAAGCUAAAAGAACCAGCACCGGAGGCUAAAGAUGACCUUGCUGCCAUGAGACUAUGGGAUGUGAGUGCUAAGCUGGUGGGCUACAAAGAAGAGGACUGAUCCCAGGCAGCAUCCCAAAGCAGCAAUCUUCCACCACCAGUACAUGCCUACAGCAGAAUUACCAGAGCUCCUGCUGAACACCAGUCUGCUCUGUGCCUGCUUUAUUACUAUUUCCUUACAUGUUUUUAUUAUGACAGCUUUGUCAAAUUUUACAAAUAUCUAGAAAUGAACAAAAAUGAAGGAUUUUUUUCACAAAUCAUGUAGCUCAGUAUUACAACAUGGUAACCACUCAUUCUUAUAUCUAUGUGAUUAGUACUGAAGCCCAUUCUCACCAGGUUGAGGAGAAAAAAAAUAACCUGUGGCUUAUCCUCUGGUUUUUAUUCUUCUUAUUUUCUUCAGAUAAUGACAUA
This is a messenger RNA of Colossoma macropomum (tambaqui), 1485 nucleotides long. RefSeq names its product retinol-DH_like_SDR_c domain-containing protein (gene crdh). Lineage: Eukaryota; Metazoa; Chordata; Actinopteri; Characiformes; Serrasalmidae. The record is from RefSeq and is a predicted model, not a curated record. The transcript has 7 exons. Bases 122 to 1135 code for a protein of 337 amino acids.